CACUACCAGUUUGUCAGUUCGACCUGGAAACUUACCACCUCUUAUCCCAAGUGCUUCAAUGCCCAAAUCUGGGGACUGAUGGCCGGACCCACAUGGAAGAGGAGCAGGGCGCCAAAUUUACCCAAGUGAAGUGGAAUUUCACUCAACAACCAUCUGCAAGGGUUCUCAAGAGGCUCCUUUCAGAAAACACGGAGGCCCUGGAGGUAUUUAACGCGCGCCGCGGUGACGCGCAACGUCACUCGGUCACCCACGAGCGCGGCGGCCUCCCGCGCCACCUGCUCAAAAAUCACCACACCGCGCCAUGGAGGACGUUCUGUUCGAUCUGGACCAAGAUGCCUCGCCGGAUUUCGCCUUCUGGGGUCAGAUGGAGCAAAACCUGCAGUUCCAGACGCAGCUGGACACGUUGCUGCUGGACUGCGGCGGCGGCGCCGCGGCGGCCGGCGGCCAACUGUCGCCCUGGUCCUCCUCGCUGGGCUGCCAGUCGGUGUUCCCCGAGGCGCAGCUCACCUUCGCCGACUUUGACGCGCAGUCCCCCGGCGACGAGGAGGCCGACGACUUCGGCGCCGACGAGUCGUCGGAGGCGGCCAAGCGGCAGCGCGCGCGCCGGCUGCAGGUGUCCCAGCAGCCGUACAAGGUGCAGAGGCACGCCGCCAACAUCCGCGAGCGGAAGCGGAUGCUGAGCAUCAACUCGGCAUUCGAGGAGCUGCGCUGCCACGUGCCGACCUUCCCGUACGAGAAGCGGCUGUCCAAGAUCGACACGCUGCGGCUGGCCAUAGCCUACAUCGCCCUCCUCAGGGAGAUCCUCAUGUCCGGCUGCGACCCCAAGUCCUACGUGGACGAGUGCAUGAAGAGCGGAUACAAGAACCACACUAACGCCAUUUGGAACACGAGUGACCUGACAGCUCGUCUCUCGUGGAUAAAGUGGGAUUAGUUGAGGGCUGUGGGGCACCCCCCCGAAUGCGGAGAUCUCCGUCUUGCUCUCUCCUCGACAUCUGCAGACUUCUCACUGGGUCGCACGCACCUCAGGCUUUUAAUAUUGUAAUUUAUGGUCGACUGGUCAUUGAGAACCUUUGCCAGCGAGGCCUUGGCGGGACGGAAAGGCCGUGGGCAUUGUUUGCCCAAAUGGAUGCCACUUGUCACAUUGCAGCGAGAGUGAGUGAGAGAGGGGGUGGGGUGGGGGGGCACGCUGGCAUGAGACUUCCGGGGCCCUUCCAUCCCGCGCUGGAGUGUGUGAGAAAAGAGUCUUGAUCAUGUAAAUGAGACGACAGUGAGACCCAGAUGACGGCACGACGGCAGCUUGUCGACACUUUUGUUCGUUUCUCGCCUCAUUUAUCUAUUUAUUUAUUUAUUGAAACCUAAUUAUGGCUAAUUUAUGCUUAAAAAAACUCAUGUGCACAAUAUUGCUCGCCAGUGCAAAGGCUCUUUUGGAAUUGUUGUUUAUUGUUAUCCCGAAUCGUCUUUUUGUAGGCUGUCGCAUGCACAGAAAUGGAUCCAUUUUGGUAGGGGUUUGGUUGUAUUUUCGGCGUCCCAAAACCCACACCUAGUGCUACGAACACCUGUUUGAAUGAUCCCCACCAAAAUGGUUGCGCCUGUCCAUCGUAACAACCCAGGAAGAAAAACUCAAUAGCCCAUGAUUGAAAUGUAACAAUCGGCCAUUUUAGUUCGGAGCAGCAGAUGCCAAGACUCAUCCUUUACCCAAAGUCCAACAAGGAAUAUCGCCUCUUGGGGGAUCUCAAAUCUGCUCAAAUAUGUUGCAAUUGUGUGUAUUUUGGUAUAAAGGGUUGUUUGUAUAUUUAAGCAUGUCUCAAAACCCCAAAAUAAUUCACUCGGGAGCUCCCUGGCUCCAGUUGGAGCGAUAUACACAAAAUUGGGUCCCGUAUUUUCCGCACUGAAAGGCGUACCUUAACGCCUUGCAUUUUCUUGAAAGCUCACAGCGUGCCUUAAAAUCCGAUGCGCCUUGUGUAUGGUCAUUACGGCAAUAUUUCG
Messenger RNA from Hippocampus comes (tiger tail seahorse), 1986 nucleotides. RefSeq names its product pancreas transcription factor 1 subunit alpha. Lineage: Eukaryota; Metazoa; Chordata; Actinopteri; Syngnathiformes; Syngnathidae. The record is from RefSeq and is a predicted model, not a curated record. The transcript has 4 exons. Bases 302 to 931 code for a protein of 209 amino acids. Gene Ontology annotation, molecular function: DNA-binding transcription factor activity, RNA polymerase II-specific; protein dimerization activity; RNA polymerase II transcription regulatory region sequence-specific DNA binding. Gene Ontology annotation, biological process: developmental process; regulation of transcription by RNA polymerase II.